AUGUCCCGCAAAGGCGAUGGCCGCGUGCCAAUGCCCAGUGCCAUUACCAAGCUCAUCGCGCGGAUUGAAUUCUUCACCAGCGCAAGUUGCGAUCGGAAUGCGGGCCGAAAAAUGGCGAUGGCCAACAUGUGCAUGAGUUCCUUAGCAGCAAUGCCCCAGCGAGGGCGUGGCAGCUCCAUACAGUGUCCAGGGACUGGAGAACAACAUUGCCCACUUCAGCCAGUUUGUUGGUGCAGGUGA
Molecule: messenger RNA, 240 nt
Organism: Durusdinium trenchii
Lineage: Eukaryota; Dinophyceae; Suessiales; Symbiodiniaceae
Source: the annotation of a GenBank genome assembly